This is a messenger RNA of Populus trichocarpa (black cottonwood), 2112 nucleotides long. RefSeq names its product BTB/POZ domain-containing protein At5g41330. Gene Ontology annotation, biological process: protein homooligomerization. Gene Ontology annotation, molecular function: protein binding. Bases 455 to 1888 code for a protein of 477 amino acids. The transcript has a single exon. The record is from RefSeq and is a predicted model, not a curated record. NCBI's taxonomy places the organism in Eukaryota, Viridiplantae, Streptophyta, Magnoliopsida, Malpighiales, Salicaceae.
CACCAGCAAGAUUACAAUAGUCAAACAUGUGGAUUCUCACCUGUUCAACAACCAUUAUACCAACACGAAAUGGAAUUUUUAUAUUUUGGAUCAUCUUCUUCUGUCUGAUUUUGUUUUGCAUUGUGCCCUUUCAGCUUGUAGUCGUCACUUCCAGGAUAAAUCAAGUAAAUGGUCUAUCAUCUUUCAUGGCACCACUAUUAUUUUAAUUUCAAACAAAUAAAACCCUUAAACAUUGAGGAAAAAAAACCCUUCUAGACACUAGCCAUCAAAAUAACCUUCAUUGCCACUUAUUUUUUAACAAAUCAAAGACCAACCUUGCUUGACCUUGUAUAACACAAUCACCCCGGCCCCCUCCUCCACCUCCACCACUAGCCCACCAUCACCUUCUCAAUUUUUGGGAUUUAGAGUUUCUUCUUGAAGGCAUAGAAGAAAAAAAUUACAAAAUACAAAAGCAAUGCCCACCUUUACAACAACUACCAUGGCCUCUCGAAACGACAACCUAAAUCUCCAGAAACUCAUACUCAAUCCAUCAACAGGAUCAAGCAUAGUAACAAUUAACGUCGGUGGGCAAAUCUUUCAAACAACAGAUCAAACUCUAACUCUAGCAGGUCCAAGUUCCCUCUUUUCCCAGCUCUCCGAGUUGACUCAUCUCGGUCCCCAUUUCAUAGACCGAGACCCCGAGUUAUUCUCUAUCCUCUUAUCCCUCUUAAGAACCGGAAAUCUCCCUUCAAAGGCCAAGUCUUAUGAUCUCCAAGACCUGAUUGAAGAGUCAAAGUUUUACAAGAUUGAAUCUUUAUUGGUUAAUUCUCUCUCAAACCCAUCUCAAUUCGACCCUUUUAACCUCCAGGAAACCCUAAUCUUGCCCUUGAAUAGCCGGGACACGGCGUCAGCGGUUGCUACGACACCGUAUGGUACCUUGCAUGUGUCUCAUGGUAGCAAGAUCACAUCUUUUGAUUGGUCAUUGCAGAGAAAGUCAACGACUUUGACCCAAUUCACUGCGAUUGAUUCUAUGUUAGCGAUUUCCCCAAACUUGGUGGCUACUGGGGCUACUGACUUCUCGGGGUUGCAAAUUUUGGAUCUUGAGAAAAAGGGUUUUGUCUUGGAGACAUUGAAUUGGGAAAAUGUGACUAAAUCGGGGUCAACAGUACAAGCAAUUGGGUCAUCUAAUGAUAUGUUGUUUACGAGUUUCGAAUCAAGUAGGCGAAACUCGAAUUCGAUUAUGGUUUAUGAUUUAAAGACUUUUUCUCCAGUUACUGAGAUUGGUCAUUAUGAAAUAUUCGGUGCUGAUUUGGAUUCUGCUAUACCAGCCACGAAAUUGAAGUGGGUAGAGAGUUAUAAUGUGGUAAUGGCGGCAGGGUCUCACAGUGGACCGUCAGGCGUGUUAGGGAAUGUGAAGUUCUGGGAUAUAAGGAGUGGAAAUGUGGUUUGGGAAUUCAAGGAAAAAGUUGAUUGUUUUUCCGAUAUUACUGUUUCAGAUAGUUUGUCAUCGAUUUUUAAAGUUGGGGUGAAUUCUGGAGAGGUGUUUAAUGCAGAUUUGAGGAAGUUAGGGAGCGAGGGGCAUGAUUCGUGGGUUUGUUUAGGUGACGAUAGGAAGGUGGGGAAUGUGAGGAAAGAAGGGGUUGGGUGUAAGAUUGAGGCUCAUGGGAAUCAAGUGUUCUGUAGUAAGGGCGGUGAUAUUGAGCUUUGGUCUGAGGUGGUGAUGGGUUCGUUGAGGAAGAGAGAAGAGGGAUUGCCAGAAAGGGUGUUUAGGAAGAAUUUGAUGGGGAGAGUGAAGGACAUGGAAGGCUCAAGGGUUACAAAUUUAGCUUUUGGAGGGAACAAAAUGUUUGUGACGAGGAAGGAUCGGCAGUCCGUUGAGGUUUGGCAAAGUUCUGUCAGGGGAUUUUGAUUUCAAAAAUGGGUUUGACACUUCUGGAUUAAUUGUAAGACUGCACAUUACUAUUUGAAAGUUGGCAGUAUCUUGUUUCUUUUUUGUAUAUUAGGGGUUUGUUGUUGUUGCUGUAGGGCAUAGUUUGUUUGAUAGUUGAUAUUUUUGUAAAUGGCCUUGUAUUUUAACAAGCCUCUAAUUGUUUAUAAAUGGUUAAUUGAAUGAGAUUUGUAUGAGGUAAACAA